Pelobates fuscus (common spadefoot toad) is the source of this 2527-nucleotide messenger RNA. It is a transcript of the gene BANK1, whose product is annotated as B cell scaffold protein with ankyrin repeats 1. NCBI's taxonomy places the organism in Eukaryota, Metazoa, Chordata, Amphibia, Anura, Pelobatidae. Gene Ontology annotation, biological process: B cell activation; negative regulation of phosphatidylinositol 3-kinase/protein kinase B signal transduction; negative regulation of B cell activation. Gene Ontology annotation, molecular function: protein tyrosine kinase binding; signaling receptor binding. The record is from RefSeq and is a predicted model, not a curated record. The transcript is spliced from 16 exons. Bases 182 to 2209 code for a protein of 675 amino acids.
UCCCGCUGGACUAGUUGCUAUAAAUCUUUGGCAUGAGAACGUUAUUAAAGCCUCUACACAUAUUGAGUACUAUACUGCCACUGGAGAGAUUGAACGUCUGCUUACUAAAGUAAUUGAUCCAAUAGCUUUUAUUUGCCAGGCAUUUAAUGUUUAUUCCUUAAAGGACCUCGAUCUGGUGUUGAUGAAAUCACUGCAUAAAAAGAUGUCUUCUUGUGAAUUCAGUCUCCACGAAAUUAUACAACAUGCUAACACUAGACAUUCUGAAGAGAUCCCAACCCUUCUUCACUGUGCAGCAAAGUGUGGACUCAAAGAAGUUGCUCUUCUCCUAAUGAAUUGCCAAGGAGCAGAUCAAAUUUCUCGAAUAACCAAUAAGUAUGGAGAAGAUCCUGCUACAAUAGCUGAGAAACAUGGUCACAAAGAAAUUCAGAAUAUCAUCCAACAACUGACAAUAAAAUUUAGCAAGGAUGAUGUAAAUGUAGAGCAUUUGGACAAAGAGCCUGAAGAGAUAUAUGUAGACAUGGUGCCAUAUGCUGAUGGGGAAGGUUGUGACCAUGGAUCAAAGGAGAGUACAUUUGAUGAAAGAGAAGAAAUUUCACACAAUGAAACUUUAGAGGAAAAUGAUAAAGUGUAUCCACAGAAUGAAGACUCCAAUGAAAACCCCCAAUUAACAGGAUAUGCUAAGAGCCCUGAAGACAUUUCAGAAGGGGAAAUUAACUGCAAAGAAUCUGAUGCUAACCAGUAUCGGAAUGACACCGACAAGACCAGUGGGGAGGUUGAAAACAGAGAAAAGAAAAAAAUCAAAGUCUUUUCUGAUUCUGACAGUGAUGAUAACAUACUUCUGUCGCAUCUUUUUGGGUAUGAUAAAGAAGAGGCUCAGAACGUCUACCAUAUUUAUACCCCUGACUUACCUCAAUCUGAUAAUGCAACAGUAGCUGUGGAGAUGAAGGAUGGGAUGAUGUUAAAAUAUUCCCAAGUAGGUUCAGAGGAAGAAUGCAAACAUGAAACUGAAUCAUGGAAUGAACAAGAUAAGUGUACCGAAGAAAUAACUGACAAUAAUGAAGAACCACUUAUAGUGGCUUCUACAGAUGAUGAUUUGUAUGUAGUAUUUGAAACUUCCACAAAAGAUACACAACAAAAACAAACAUAUUCUGUACAAGAACAAACAGUUCAAGAACCAACAUCGGUCUCGGCAAUAGAAUGUGGUGCAUUCUAUACUGAUCCAGAUUACACAGAAGAAAUUGAUAAAAACCUGCCAUGGAAUAAAAACAUGGAAUACCCUGAGGAGGGAAACCGAAAUGAAGAUGAUUUUGAGCCACAUAUUGUUGCUACUACAGAAGAUGAUGUCUACAUAGCAUUCCAGACUUCUAUUAAAGAUAAGCCAAAAGGUCAAGGCUAUGUACCUGCUUUACAACCCAUAGGCCCAGAACCACCGUUUAACCAAGAAUGGGAAAGUGGAGAAUACAGCAUUUAUAAUGCUGUAGGAAGAGUAGACAGCAGCCUUCAAGACACACAUUGGGAUGAGGCCAGUUAUAGCUACACUUAUGAUGAAGAGGACCCUUACAGCUUUGCUUAUGAGGAUGAUGACAACUUGUAUAUGGAGUUUCCCUUUGAAACCACUGAUGCAGAAUCAGGUAGAGGAAAUAAAUCCUCUUUUGUCCACCGAGCUCCUGCUCCUGCUCCUCGCCAUGGAGUGCCACCCACAGACAGCCAUGCAUCCUACAUCUCCCAAGUGUUCCAGCAAAAGCAAGAAGAUAAAAAAAUGUAUGGCACAAUUCAACAUCCAGCAAUCCUUCAGAAAAUGGAAGAGAAAAAACUGUAUAGCACAGUAUCAUACCCAGCAACAGGCAAAAUGCCAACUCCCACUCAGGAUAUUCAAUCCACCUUUCAACAAAGUUUGCCUACUGGACAAGAUGAGUUAAUAUUGCUUCAAGAGAAGGUUAAGAUGGGCAUUCUAAGCAUGGACGAAGCUCUUCACAAAUUUCAGCUGUGGCAGAAUGAAAAGGCUAGCUUAGACCUUCUUCAAAAGAAGAAGAUACGGCAGUUGCGUGACAGCAUUAUUGGUGACAAGCCAGAAGAUGAAAAGCUUUAUGACAAAAUUACUAUUGUUCAUCAACCAAAUGUGCUGCCUGCAAAACAAAGAAUGCAGUCUAAGGACUUAGAUAAUAGCAUAUACCAAAGACCCUUCAACCCUGCAGCUCUCAAGAAAUAGGAAGAAAAUGUUUUCUGAGUGAACCACAAGUACAUAACUAUUAAAGAAGAUUGAUAUUAGAAUGUUGGAAAACUAUGCUAUAUUAGAAAAGUUUGUCUAUCUUCAUGGAUUGUCUACAUUUUUUUGCUGUAUAACUUUGUGCAAGAAUACUGCUAGCUUGUUAUUUUAGAUAUUAAAGAUAUUACAGGUAGCUACAUAAAAUGUGAAAUCAUAAUGUUGACCUAACUUCCAGUCUUUUGACAUAUGUAGCCACUCCUGAAAUCAUACAUGAAGUAUUGCAGGUUGAACAUUGAUCUAUAUAUGUGCUGAUGUGAUGUU